CCUUUAACUUAGGAGUAUACCAACGUCGGCUGAGGGGGAGAAAAGAAGGGAGAGCGGUGGCGGAACGGUCGUGAACUCGCUUUCUGCCGCAAAAAAGAACGCGCGGCCUCUUCGUUCAUCCUGAACGCCCAUAGUAAAUCAGGAGCCCCCUGCCGAAGCGGCGCGAUAGUUCAGUCCCCAAGAUGGCGGCCACCAUGAAGAAAGCGGCAGCAGAAGACGUCAAUGUCACUUUUGAAGAUCAACAGAAAAUCAACAAGUUUGCCAGAAACACCAGCAGAAUUACUGAACUAAAAGAAGAAAUAGAGGAUAAAAAGAAACAACUCCAGAACUUACAAGAUGCAUGUGAUGACAUCAUGAUGCUUGAUGAUGAUUCGCUACUGAUACCUUAUCAAAUAGGAGAUGUCUUCAUUAGCCACCCCCAGGAUGAAACACAGGAGAUGUUAGAGGAGGCAAAGCAAAACUUGCAGGAAGAAAUUGGAGCUUUGGAGUCACGUGUAGAGUCCAUCCAGAGAGUAUUAUCAGACCUGAAAGUGCAGCUUUAUGCAAAGUUUGGAAACAAUAUCAAUCUUGAGGCAGAUGAUAACUAAAUAUUCUUGAAACAAUAUUUUUGUACUAAUUGUUCUCUUUAAAAGAUGUUUCGAAAAGCCUCACUUAUUCAGGUUUUGUUUUGUUUUCUAUUUUUUUAAACUACAUUCACUUCUGUUUCAUGUAUUUAAUGAAAGAAUUAUUUUGCACAGCUAUAGCUAUUUAUAUGUUUUACGUGAAUAGAUCCAAAUUCUGCUGGUUGCAUCUUCCACAGUGGGUGCUUAAAGUUCUAUUGAAGAAGAAUAAAGUGAUGCAAGCAUA
Messenger RNA from Varanus komodoensis (Komodo dragon), 846 nucleotides. It is a transcript of the gene PFDN4, whose product is annotated as prefoldin subunit 4. Lineage: Eukaryota; Metazoa; Chordata; Lepidosauria; Squamata; Varanidae. Gene Ontology annotation, cellular component: prefoldin complex; cytoplasm. The coding region runs from base 183 to 587 and encodes 134 amino acids. The transcript has 4 exons. Gene Ontology annotation, biological process: protein folding. The record is from RefSeq and is a predicted model, not a curated record.